GCGGCCGACGCGCGUGGCGGCGGUGCCCGCUGGGACUCGUAGUGCGGUCCGGGUAGGAGAGAGCGGGGAGCCACCCCGGCUCCAUCUACGCACGUUUCGGAAACCGGGCCCGGAGGGGACCACGCCCGCUCACCCGUGCCCAGCGUCCCUCGGACCUGGGGCGAGAGGAGCCGGGCCGGCCGCGGCGGAAAGAGGCCCCAAGCGGCCGCGCACGUGGGGGGUGGUUAGGGCGUAGGAACCCGGAAGCCCCUCGCACCGCCCACCGCCGCGGUGACGGGUUAACGCUCCUCCUGGUGGAGGCGGGGGAGGGCGGGGCGGAAGGCGGGACCGCCUCAGCCGACACCCCCGAGGACCGCCCGCGUGCCGCCCUCCCCUCCCCCACGGACGCGACGCAGCGCGAGCUCCGCUUCCCCGGCCGCGGCGCCUGCGCAGAAGCCCCGCCCCUUCGCCCCAGCCCCACCCCCACAACGCAGCCUCCGCCGCCGCCACCUCUCCCUUCCUCUCUGCUCUUUCCUGCUGUUUUCUCUUCCCUCCUCCCCCUGGCCUCCGCGUCUCCUCCUCUUUCGGCGCUGACGCUCGCGUAGGGCCCUGGCGUCAGACGCGCGGGGGCGGGGCGAGUGCGGCGGGGAGUAUAAGUAGAGGGUGCAGGAGGCGGUGCUUCCCCUUCUCCCCGGCGGUUAGUGCUGAGAGUGCGGAGUGUGUGCUCCGGGCUCGGAACACACAUUUAUUAUUAAAAAAUCCAAAAAAAAUCUAAAAAAAUCUUUUAAAAAAACCCAAAAAAAUUUACAAAAAUUCCGCGUCUCCCCCGCCGGAGACUUUUAUUUUUUUUUCUUCCUCUUUUAUAAAAUAACCCGGUGAAGCAGCCGAGACCGACCCGCCCGCCCGCCCGCGGCCCCGCAGCAGCUCCAAGAAGGAACCAAGAGACCGAGGCCUUCCCGCUGCCCGGACCCGACACCGCCACCCUCCCUCCCCGCCGGCAGCCGGCAGCCAGCGGCAGUGGAUCGACCCCGUUCUGCGGCCGUUGAGUAGUUUUCAAUUCCGGUUGAUUUUUGUCCCUCUGCGCUUGCUCCCGCUCCCCUCCCCCCGGCUCCGGCCCCCAGCCCCGGCACUCGCUCUCCUCCUCUCACGGAAAGGUCGCGGCCUGUGGCCCUGCGGGCAGCCGUGCCGAGAUGAACCCCAGCGCCCCCAGCUACCCCAUGGCCUCGCUCUACGUGGGGGACCUCCACCCCGACGUGACCGAGGCGAUGCUCUACGAGAAGUUCAGCCCGGCCGGGCCCAUCCUCUCCAUCCGGGUCUGCAGGGACAUGAUCACCCGCCGCUCCUUGGGCUACGCGUAUGUGAACUUCCAGCAGCCGGCGGACGCGGAGCGUGCUUUGGACACCAUGAAUUUUGAUGUUAUAAAGGGCAAACCAGUACGCAUCAUGUGGUCUCAGCGUGAUCCAUCACUUCGCAAAAGUGGAGUAGGCAACAUAUUCAUUAAAAAUCUGGACAAAUCCAUUGAUAAUAAAGCACUGUAUGAUACAUUUUCUGCUUUUGGUAACAUCCUUUCAUGUAAGGUGGUUUGUGAUGAAAAUGGUUCCAAGGGCUAUGGAUUUGUACACUUUGAGACGCAGGAAGCAGCUGAACGAGCUAUUGAAAAAAUGAAUGGAAUGCUCCUAAAUGAUCGCAAAGUAUUUGUUGGACGAUUUAAGUCUCGUAAAGAACGAGAAGCUGAACUUGGAGCUAGGGCAAAAGAAUUCACCAAUGUUUACAUCAAGAAUUUUGGAGAAGACAUGGAUGAUGAGCGCCUUAAGGAUCUCUUUGGCAAGUUUGGGCCUGCCCUAAGUGUGAAAGUAAUGACUGAUGAAAGUGGAAAAUCCAAAGGAUUCGGAUUUGUAAGCUUUGAAAGGCAUGAAGAUGCACAGAAAGCUGUGGAUGAGAUGAAUGGAAAGGAGCUCAAUGGAAAACAAAUUUACGUUGGUCGAGCUCAGAAAAAGGUGGAACGGCAGACGGAACUUAAGCGCAAAUUUGAACAGAUGAAACAAGAUAGGAUCACCAGAUACCAGGGUGUUAAUCUUUAUGUGAAAAAUCUUGAUGAUGGUAUUGAUGAUGAACGUCUCCGGAAAGAGUUUUCUCCAUUUGGUACAAUCACUAGUGCAAAGGUUAUGAUGGAGGGUGGUCGCAGCAAAGGGUUUGGUUUUGUAUGUUUCUCCUCCCCAGAAGAAGCCACUAAAGCAGUUACAGAAAUGAACGGUAGAAUUGUGGCCACAAAGCCAUUGUAUGUAGCUUUAGCUCAGCGCAAAGAAGAGCGCCAGGCUCACCUCACUAACCAGUAUAUGCAGAGAAUGGCAAGUGUACGAGCUGUGCCCAACCCUGUAAUCAACCCUUACCAGCCAGCACCUCCUUCAGGUUACUUCAUGGCAGCUAUCCCACAGACUCAGAACCGUGCUGCAUACUAUCCUCCUAGCCAAAUUGCUCAACUAAGACCAAGUCCUCGCUGGACUGCUCAGGGUGCCAGACCUCAUCCAUUCCAAAAUAUGCCCGGUGCUAUCCGCCCAGCUGCUCCUAGACCACCAUUUAGUACUAUGAGACCAGCUUCUUCACAGGUUCCACGAGUCAUGUCAACACAGCGUGUUGCUAACACAUCAACACAGACAAUGGGUCCACGUCCUGCAGCUGCAGCUGCUGCAGCUACUCCUGCUGUCCGCACCGUUCCACAGUAUAAAUAUGCUGCAGGAGUUCGCAAUCCUCAGCAACAUCUUAAUGCACAGCCACAAGUUACAAUGCAACAGCCUGCUGUUCAUGUACAAGGUCAGGAACCUUUGACUGCUUCCAUGUUGGCAUCUGCCCCUCCUCAAGAGCAAAAGCAAAUGUUGGGUGAACGGCUGUUUCCUCUUAUUCAAGCCAUGCACCCUACUCUUGCCGGUAAAAUCACUGGCAUGUUGUUGGAGAUUGAUAAUUCAGAACUUCUUCAUAUGCUCGAGUCUCCUGAGUCACUCCGUUCUAAGGUUGAUGAAGCUGUAGCUGUACUACAAGCCCACCAAGCUAAAGAGGCUGCCCAGAAAGCAGUUAACAGUGCCACCGGUGUUCCAACUGUUUAAAAUUGAUCAGGGACCACGAAAAGAAACUUGUGCUUCACCGAAGAAAAAUAUCUAAACAUCGAAAAACUUAAAUAUUAUGGAAAAAAAACAUUGCAAAAUAUAAAAUAAAUAAAAAAAGGAAAGGAAACUUUGAACCUUAUGUACCGAGCAAAUGCCAGGUCUAGCAAGCAUAAUGCUAGUCCUAGAUUACUUAUUGAUUUAAAAACAAAAAAAAAAAAACACAAAAAAAUAGUAAAAUAUAAAAACAAAUUAAUGUUUUAUAGACCCUGGGAAAAAGAAUUUUCAGCAAAGUACAAAAAUUUAAAGCAUUCCUUUCUUUAAUUUUGUAAUUCUUUACUGUGGAAUAGCUCAAAAUGUCAGUUCUGUUUUAAGUAACAGAAUUGAUAACUGAGCAAGGAAACGUAAUUUGGAUUAUAAAAUUCUUGCUUUAAUAAAAAUUCCUUAAACAGUG
Rhinopithecus roxellana (golden snub-nosed monkey) is the source of this 3531-nucleotide messenger RNA. RefSeq names its product poly(A) binding protein cytoplasmic 1 (gene PABPC1). Gene Ontology annotation, molecular function: RNA binding. Gene Ontology annotation, cellular component: ribonucleoprotein complex. The transcript has 15 exons. Bases 1170 to 3080 code for a protein of 636 amino acids. NCBI's taxonomy places the organism in Eukaryota, Metazoa, Chordata, Mammalia, Primates, Cercopithecidae. The record is from RefSeq and is a predicted model, not a curated record.